Siniperca chuatsi (mandarin fish) is the source of this 549-nucleotide messenger RNA. Its product is annotated as gamma-crystallin M3-like. NCBI's taxonomy places the organism in Eukaryota, Metazoa, Chordata, Actinopteri, Centrarchiformes, Sinipercidae. Gene Ontology annotation, biological process: visual perception; lens development in camera-type eye. The record is from RefSeq and is a predicted model, not a curated record. The transcript is spliced from 3 exons. Gene Ontology annotation, molecular function: structural constituent of eye lens. Bases 4 to 549 code for a protein of 181 amino acids.
ACCAUGGGCAGGAUUAUUUUCUACGAGGACAGGAACUUCCAGGGUAGGUCCUAUGAGUGCAGCAGUGACUGCUCUGACAUCCACACGCACGUGAACCGCUGUAACUCCUGCAGGGUGGACAAUGGGUGCUUCAUGGUGUACGACCGCCCCAACUUCAUGGGUAAUCAGGUCUUCUUGAAGAGAGGGGAGUACUCAGAUUUUCAGCACAUGGGCAGCAUGAUGGGCAUGCCGAUGAUGGAUAACAUUUACUCUUGUCGCAUGAUCCCCAUGCACAGAGGACAGUUCAGGAUGAGGAUCUAUGAAAGGGAGAACUUCGGAGGCCAGAUGCACGAGCUGAUGGACGACUGUGAGUCUCUCCAGGAUCGUUACUCUAUGUCUGACUGCCAGUCCUGCAACGUGAUGGACGGCCACUGGCUGAUGUUUGAGCAACCCAACUACAGAGGCAGGAUGCUGUACGUGAGGCCAGGAGAGUACAGGAACCUCAGAGAGAUGGGAAUGAGCAACUUGACGAGAAUCAGCUCCAUCAGACGCAUCAUGGAUAUGUGCUGA